GCUGUGGGGGCUUGUGUGAUGCCACAUUAAUAUAGUGAGGGGCACAGUGCCAGGGCAAGUUGUGGGCACACUGCCAGGUGCCGGGCCCUCGGGCUGACAAUAAAUGAGGGGCUGUGGGGGCUUGUGUGAUGUCACAUAAAUAUAGUGAGGGGCACAGUGCCAGGUGCCGGGCCCUCGGGCUGACAAUAGAUGAGGGGCUGUGGGGGCUUGUGUGAUGCCACAUUAAUAUAGUGAGGGGCACAGUGCCAGGUGCCGGGCCCUCGGGCUGACAAUAGAUGAGGGGCUGUGGGGGCUUGUGUGAUGCCACAUUAAUAUAGUGAGGGGCACACUGCCAGGUGCCGGGCCCUCGGGCUGACCUCUUCCUGUCUGCCCACAGCCAGGUAUUCGGGCAGGCCCCUGUGUGACUCCCGGGGACAGUCAGGGGGAGGAAGCGGAGGAUCAGCUGAGGAGGGAGGAGCUCGGAUCGGCCCCGCAACUUGUGUCUAAACAGCUCGGUGCUUCCCUUAGCUGCCAUGUCUGUAUGACGAGUACCGGAUCACAGGGCGAGCCCGGGCCGUGAACUGCCGCCAUGAGAAGGGACGAGGGAUGCGGCAUGAGGUCGGUGGUCGGCUUUCUGUCCCGGAGGGGCCUACAAGGGGACCCCCUGCUGAAGGAAGAUUUACAGCGGCGGAGGCUGCAGGCCUGUAGGAACCUGUAUAAGAAGGACCUGCUCGGUCACUUCGGCUGUGUCAAUGCUAUCGAGUUCUCCAACAACGGUGGACACAUGCUGGUGUCAGGAGGAGAUGACCGGCGUGUGUUGCUGUGGCACAUGGAAAGAGCCAUCCAGACAAAAGCUACGCCUCUUCAACUUAAAGGGGAGCACCAUUCAAAUAUAUUUUGCUUGGCGUUCAAUAGCUGCAAUACUAAGGUGUUCUCUGGAGGAAAUGAUGAACAGGUGAUCCUCCAUGAUGUUGAGAGUGGUGAAACACUGGAUGUCUUCACUCAUGACGAGGCCGUGUAUGGAUUGUCAGUCAGUCCAGUGAAUGACAAUGUGUUUGCCAGUUCAUCUGACGAUGGAAGAGUCUUAAUAUGGGACAUCAGGGAGUCCCAACAGGGAGAUCCUUUCUGCUUGGCUCACUAUCCCUCAGCCUUUCAUAGUGUCAUGUUUAACCCUGUUGAGCCCAGGCUGUUGGCCACUGCCAAUUCCAAGGAAGGAGUCGGACUCUGGGACAUCCGAAAACCUCACACAUCUCUUCUUCGCUAUGGUGGAAACCUUUCCCUGCAGAGUGCAAUGAGCGUGAGGUUUAACAGCAAUGGGACACAGCUUCUAGCCCUGCGCCGACGACUGCCUCCUGUUCUGUAUGACAUUCACUCUCGUCUGCCAAUAUUCCAGUUUGACAAUCAGGGUUACUUUAACUCAUGUACCAUGAAGAGUUGUUGUUUCGCAGGAGACCGAGAUCAGUACAUUCUCUCUGGUUCAGACGAUUUCAACCUGUACAUGUGGAAGAUCCCAUCUAGCCCAGAAGCAGGAGGACCAGGAAGAGUUGUAAAUGGAGCUUUUAUGGUACUAAAGGGCCAUCGUUCUAUUGUAAAUCAAGUCCGAUUCAACCCUGAAACCUACAUGAUUUGUUCUUCGGGUGUUGAGAAGAUCAUAAAGAUAUGGAGCCCUUACAAGCAACCAAACUGUUCUGGUGAUCUUUAUGGAGAAAUAGAAGACGACUCCCGGAGUUUGUACACACAUGAAGAGUACAUUGGACUUGUGCUCAAUAGUGGAAGUGGAUUGUCCCAUGAUUAUGCCAACCAGUCAGUCCAGGAAGACCCACGAAUGAUGGCAUUUUUUGACUCCUUAGUGAGACGAGAGAUAGAGGGUUGGAGUUCUGACUCUGAUAGUGACAGCACAAUUCUGCAGCUCCAUCCUGGAGUCAGUGAACGUUCUGCUUAUAGUGACUCAGAGUCAUCAGCUUCUAUACCUCCUUCUCCUACACAGAUUCCCAGAGAGUCUGAUGAGGCAGUCACUCCUGGGGAAUCACAGAGAUCAAAUGAAUCUCCUAGAAGAUCAAGGACUACAUCACAAAAAUUACGACUGUUAGCACUUUCAAAAUACCAGGACAGAUAUCUGGCAGCCAUUGCCAACAAUUCAGACUCUGAGGAUAAUGCAGGUGAAACAGAAGCAGAAAGUAGCAGGUUUCCUCGCCCCCGCUCCCCAAGUCCUGAGGAGGAUCUGUCUAGCAGCAGCAGUAGCAGCGAUGAUGAAGAGACCCUCAAUGACCGUAGGAGUUCAAUGCGACAGCGCAAUGCAUUAAGGCAGAAACAAAAAGUGCAGAAAGAGGAAAAGGCAAAAUUUAAUGCUGAAACUACAUCAGCAGCAAUAAUCAGCGAAGAUGUGUAUGAAUACCCCCAGAUUACCGUGGAUGAACUUUCAUCAUCUGCUGAAUCUUCACCAGACAGGAGAAAUCCUACUACAGUAGACAGGAAAUCUUCUCUCUGUCCUAACAUAGACUCUGUUGAAAGAAAGAUCUACAAAGCUUACAAAUGGCUUCAGUAUUCUUAUAUAUCUUAUUCUAAGGGUAAAGACAAUGAGUCUUCCACAAUGGAUGGAGACAGUGACGACGUAAGGCCAGGAACAAGCAAGAGGAGCAGUAAUACGUUACCGCCCACUGUAGAUAAUGAUCAUACUUCUGAUAGUAAAGACUCCUUACUAGAUAACCUUAACCUUCGAAAGAAACAUCAAAAGAAAAGGCAGCACUUUGUGGAAGAAAUAGAAAAUUCUUCACAAGACACAGGGUCAAUAGAAUAUUCAUCCGAGUCAAAAAAACUAAAUGGAACAUCUGUCCAUAAAGAAUUACCAUCUUGCUCUGAAGACUCUUACGAUCCAUGUGACAGUAGCACAAUGCAAAUUAGCACUGAAUCCCAUCAAUUCACAGUAAACCAGCAAUCCCCCUGUUCUGAUAGUAAAAGCACAGAGAGCAGCCUUAAAAGCCAGGAGGGAGAAAUAAAAGAUGAGGAUGCAGGGGUGACCUGUACUCACCAGAGCAAUGGCCACUUGCAUCUAAAUUCUACAGACUCUAACAACAGUGUACAAAGUUAUGUGGAGCAGGUAACAACUUGUUGCCACACACACUCCAGUAUAGACAGCUCUAACUCCAUGCAAGUGGUGGAUAUGUGCAUGUGCUUAUCAGAAGUGGGCUCUACUAGGAGUACCAAAGAAAAUGCUACAUGUCAUACAGACAGUGGAGGUUUACAGCCUCCAAGUGGACUCAAAAGACAUUGGCAAGAGGAAUGUGAAAAUUCUUCAUCGGAAAAGAAAAUGAAACUUUAGGUUUGUGUCUUCUCACCUGGUUGAGGAGAUUUCCUAACUGUACAAUUAAAACAAAAA
Molecule: messenger RNA, 3355 nt
Organism: Hyla sarda
Lineage: Eukaryota; Metazoa; Chordata; Amphibia; Anura; Hylidae
Gene: DCAF5
Product: DDB1 and CUL4 associated factor 5
Exons: 9
Coding region: 569-3298 (909 amino acids)
Biological process (GO): negative regulation of fatty acid biosynthetic process
Cellular component (GO): cytoplasm; Cul4-RING E3 ubiquitin ligase complex
Molecular function (GO): protein binding
Source: RefSeq, a predicted model, not a curated record